Phyllopteryx taeniolatus (common seadragon) is the source of this 1268-nucleotide messenger RNA. It is a transcript of the gene lmo4b, whose product is annotated as LIM domain only 4b. The record is from RefSeq and is a predicted model, not a curated record. The transcript has 5 exons. Lineage: Eukaryota; Metazoa; Chordata; Actinopteri; Syngnathiformes; Syngnathidae. The coding region runs from base 215 to 724 and encodes 169 amino acids.
CCCACGUUAUCUGCCGCGCUCUUCAAAUUGCCCGGCCGUGUAAUUACCAGAGCGAAGUUAAAAGCUGCACUCCACCGUCCUCCCUCUCUCGUCUCCUUCCCCUCUCUGCGUGAAACUUGACGAUGGCUGCGUGUUGUUUACCCGGGGAGUCACUUUCAGGUCGCCUCCUUCAUCCUCCUCCUCUUCCUCAGAUGUAAUCAGCUCUCAAGGGACGAUGGUGAACCCCGGAGGAAACGGCCAGCAGCAGCAGCCGCCGCCGUCGAUGUCCGGCGGCUCACUGCCGUGGAAGCGUUGCGCCGGCUGCGGCGGCAAAAUCGCCGACCGCUUCCUCCUGUACGCCAUGGACGGCUACUGGCACAGCCGCUGCCUCAAGUGCUCGUGCUGCCAGGCGCAGUUGGGCGAGAUCGGCACGUCGUGCUACACCAAGAGCGGCAUGAUCCUCUGCCGGAACGACUACAUCAGAUUAUUCGGCAACAGCGGUGCUUGCAGUGCGUGCGGUCAGUCCAUCCCCGCCAGCGAGCUGGUGAUGAGGGCGCAGGGCAACGUCUACCAUCUCAAGUGUUUCAUUUGCUCCACCUGCCGGAACCGCCUGGUGCCGGGCGACCGCUUCCACUACGUCAACGGCAGCCUGUUCUGCGAGCACGACCGACCCACGGCGCUCAUCAACGGACACUUGAGCUCGCUGCAGACCAACCCGCUACUGCCGGACCAGAAGGUGUGUUAAACGGAUGCCACGCAAGAAAGCAGGGACGUGUGCCUUCAUUUUAGCCCCUCACUCAUCCUCACCACAGACAUUUUGUGGACCUUUUUUUCCAAACUCUCCCCAAACCUGGACGGGAUACUUGCACUUAACGAGGCGGGACGCCUAAACAGAGAGACUCUCCAGGAAGAGAUUCUGACUUUUUUCCUAAAUUUCGACGGUGUCAUGUUUUCUAUUGAAGCGACAUGAUAUCAUUUUCACGAUGUGGCCGAAUUGUGAAUUUUUAAAAAAAAAUUUUUUCUUUUCUUAUCUGUUGUGUCAAACGAUGGCCACGCAAACAUACUUUGUGUAUUUGUAUGUACAGUAUGCAUGUUAAUGUCGUCGUCCCAGCACCUUCCUCCCUUUCACACCUGAAAAAAACUGAACAAAUGCUCCUAGUCAGUCAUUCAGUGGUGUAGUCUCCCGACAUUUAAAUGCCCGACAAAAGAGAUGAAUUUAUUUGUGAUAUUUUCCGAGAUAUUUGCUCCUCUGUGGUGUAUUUAAUUAAUAAAAAAAAAUUAUAUGGCCA